AUGGAGCUAGGUGCAGAAAAUGGUGAGGAGGACCUGUACACGCGCCUUAAAACUCUGCAGCGGCAACUGGAGUUUUAUGAGAUCCAGGAGGAGUACAUCAAGGAGGAGCAGCGCAGCCUCAAGCGCGAGCUGCUGCGCGCGCAAGAGGAGGUCAAGCGAAUCCAGUCGGUGCCCCUAGUCAUAGGCCAGUUCCUGGAGAUGGUGGACACCAACUCUGGCAUCGUUGGCUCCACCACGGGAUCCAAUUACUAUGUGCGUAUCCUGUCCACCCUCAACCGCGAGCUGCUCAAGCCCAGCGCCUCCAUUGCGCUGCACCGCCACUCCAACGCCCUUGUGGACAUUCUCCCUCCAGAGGCCGACUCCUCCAUCUCUCUGCUCACGCAGUCCGAGCGGCCAGAUGUCACUUACCAGGACAUUGGCGGGAACGACAUCCAGAAGCAGGAGAUCCGGGAGGCGGUGGAGCUGCCGCUGACUCAGCACGCGCUCUACAAGCAGAUCGGCAUCGACCCCCCGCGGGGGGUCCUGCUGUGGGGUCCCCCCGGUACGGGCAAGACCAUGCUGGCCAAGGCUGUCGCGCACCACACCACCGCCGCCUUCAUCCGCGUCGUCGGCUCCGAGUUCGUGCAGAAGUACCUUGGCGAGGGGCCGCGCAUGGUGCGCGACGUGUUCAGGCUGGCCAAGGAGAAUGCGCCCGCCAUCAUCUUCAUUGAUGAGGUGGACGCAAUCGCCACCGCCCGUUUCGAUGCGCAGACCGGCGCAGACAGGGAGGUGCAGCGCAUUCUCAUGGAGCUGCUCAAUCAGAUGGACGGCUUUCACCAGAACGUCAACGUCAAGGUGAUCAUGGCGACUAACCGCGCUGACACGCUGGAUCCCGCGCUGCUGCGGCCGGGCCGCCUCGACCGCAAGAUCGAGUUUCCGCUGCCAGACCGCCGCCAGAAGCGUCUCGUCUUCCAGGCAUGCACGGCGAGCAUGAACCUGAGCGAGGAGGUGGACCUUGAGGACUAUGUGUCGCGGCCGGACAAGAUCAGCAACGCAGAAAUUUCAGCCAUCUGCCAGGAGGCUGGCAUGCACGCAGUGCGCAAGAACCGCUACGUCAUUCUGCCCAAGGACUUUGAGAAGGGCUACAAGGCCAACGUGAAAAAGUCCGACACCGACUUUGACUUCUACCAGUGAGCGGGCGCUGAUAUGUGCGCAAAUAAAAGGAUCUCUCUGCUUAGCACUGGUAAGUGCCAGUGAGCGGGCGCUGCUCUUUGCGCAAGAAAGAAAAGAACCACUAUACUCUGGCAAGCCCGUAUAGCGGGUCCAUUUCUCAAGAGAGUUCAUAUGGGGUUUUGUGCGGUUUGUCGAGCGUAGAAGACAGUGUGACCAUUCUUGGAUUGACUUGGCAUCGUCAACUUGGCAAGAAGGAUGUUCUGUUGUCCGGCGUGUUUUAGGAGCAAUUUGCAAUAGCACAAACUACGUAUACAUACUCUAUCUGCUAGCAGCGCUGCAACGUAAUGAAAGGGUCACAACAUGGCCGAUUUUGCAAAAGAGAAUGGGUAA
This is a messenger RNA of Coccomyxa subellipsoidea C-169, 1542 nucleotides long. Its product is annotated as 26S proteasome subunit P45. The transcript is spliced from 7 exons. NCBI's taxonomy places the organism in Eukaryota, Viridiplantae, Chlorophyta, Trebouxiophyceae, Coccomyxaceae. Gene Ontology annotation, biological process: proteasome-mediated ubiquitin-dependent protein catabolic process. Gene Ontology annotation, molecular function: ATP binding; proteasome-activating activity; ATP hydrolysis activity. The record is from RefSeq and is a predicted model, not a curated record. The coding region runs from base 1 to 1173 and encodes 390 amino acids. Gene Ontology annotation, cellular component: proteasome regulatory particle, base subcomplex.